AUGGAGGGUAUACUGGAGGUUGCAAUUAAAACAUCAUACGAAGACGAUGGGGAGAAGAUGCCGUUGAAGGGCAAGGUGGCCUUGUUCUCCUGCAAGAUGAUCGUCAACUACUUGUACUCCACGUGGCUCUUGUUGCUCCUCUAUGGCAUCUACCUCCGCCCAUACGCUGUCCGGCCAAACGUGGACGCCGCCGCCCUCGCGGCCUUUGACCUCGCCCCGGACAACAUGCUCCGCUACGACCUCGCCGCCAACAUCACCUUCUUCAACGACCACCGGGUCUGGGCCAUCCGCUUCAACCACUUCUCCGCGAGCCUCUACUUCAACGGCACCAAGCUCAGCCCGCCCGACGACACCUUCCCAAAGUUCAAGGGCAGACUGCGCCGGCACCGCACCGUGCACCCCGUGCUGCGCGGCCGCGCCAGCAACGUCAGCGCCGCCGUGGCGGAGGAGUUCUCCUGGCAGCGAGCGCAGGGGUGGUUCACCGUCGAACUCAGGCUCAGGGCCACGUUGACUUAUCUCGUAUGGCCCACACGGCACGUCUACUACUAUGAGUACGACUGCUGGCUACCUUUCCCAAGCAACACCACGCCGGCGGUGAUCGGCGGCGUCAAGUGCAGCAAGGGCAAACGGUUUGGGCUUUCCUGA
Messenger RNA from Triticum turgidum subsp. durum (durum wheat), 645 nucleotides. The record is from the annotation of a GenBank genome assembly. Lineage: Eukaryota; Viridiplantae; Streptophyta; Magnoliopsida; Poales; Poaceae.